GCAGUGGGAAGGUACGGCCUCGGUGUACCUUGCCGUCAUUUUAACGACAUGGGUAACUUACUACGUCCGUCUCGUCCAGGGGGGAAUCACUCACCUUUCUUUUUCACGACUUCACUCUCACUCUCACACACGCCUUCACGCGCCUUCACGCUCCUUUAAUCUGGCUGCUUUCUUCUUCCUCUCCCACGUGUCGUACCCCGUGUCAUAUCGGCCCCGUAUCCGUCUACGUUCUAUUAAUCCCACCCUUCCCAUGGCCGCGACACCGUAGAUCCCGCUCCUGGCCCCGAAACUCCAUCCUCUCACUCACCAUUACAACUCAAUCGCGUCAUCUACUCGCCAUCCGAUCCGAUUCUCGGCCCACUCCCACUCAUACUCGGCGACCACAGGCUCGAUUGACUGUCUCCAACUCUCCCGUCGCAUCCACUGUCACUAUGGCCGUCGCUACUGACGCCGCCGUCGACAACAUCGUCCCGUCUCCCACCACCAACACGGCCGUCGACGACGAGGACGCUCUCCCCACCGAGCUCAACCUCCUCACCCUCAACUGCUGGGGUCUCCUGCACAUCUCCGCCCUCCGCACCCCCCGUCUUGACGAGAUCGGUCGCCAGCUUGCCCUCCUCACCCCUGCUCCUCACAUCGUCGCCCUCCAAGAGUGCUGGACUCAGGACGACUACCGCGCCAUCCGUCGCCAUACCCGCCAGAUCCUUCCCUAUGGCAAGUUCUACCACAGUGGCGCCUUUGGUGGUGGCCUCGCCAUCCUGAGCCGAUGGCCCAUCGAAGAGAGCACAAUGGUCAAGUAUACUCUCAACGGCCGUCCCACGGCCUUCUGGCGGGGAGAUUGGUAUGUGGGCAAGGGUGUCGCCUGCGCCAAGAUUCGAUUCGGGCCACGGAGGAAGGACGUUAUUGAGGUCUUCAACACGCAUACCCACGCACCCUACGAGCGCGAGCCCAACGACUCGUACAUCUGUCACCGCACCUCCCAGGCAUGGGAGAUGUCUAAGCUCCUCCGCGGCGCCGCUGAGCGUGGUCACCUUGUCGUAGCCAUGGGGGAUUUUAACAUGCUGCCUCUCUCCCUCGCCCACCGCCUCAUCACCGCCCACGCUCCCGUCCGCGACGUUUGGCGCGUCCUCCACCCCAACAGCGCCCUUGGUCCAGCUCACCAUCCCGCCGAGAAGGCUCGCCACAGGCCCAUCCCCACCGCCGACUACAACCUCCUCGAGAAUGGCGCCACCAGCGACUCUGUCUACAACACCUGGCGUUGGACCAAGAAUCAGCAGAACCUUUUGAAAGCCGGAAAGCCUUGUGAUGUGGCUCCGGAUGCGAUCGACCCUCGAGGCAAGCGACUGGAUUACAUCUUUGCUUCCACUGGUGUUGACCCGGAAGCUCCCCCCACAACUCCGGGCUGGAUUAUCAAGACGGCAAUUGUCGCCCUCACCGAGCGCCAUCCCGACCUUCACGUCUCCCUCUCGGACCACUUUGCUGUCCGUGCAACCCUCACCCGGCACACUCCUUCGUCAAUGAUCGCACCGACGUACGCUCGAUCCGAAACCCCCUCCGCCCUACUAAAGACAGGCGCCUACCUGGCCAACAGCAGCCCGGCCAGUAGCAUCCGGUCCGUCCCCAGGGCACUCCCCUCUGAUCCGGACCUGCAGCUAUUCCAUAACCCCGACGACGAACCUCUCCCCAUGGCCGUCUACGACGAGAUCCUCGCCAUGAUCCACAAGUACACCCUUCGCGAAGUUCGUCAGCGCUACUGGCGAGGCGUCCACUUCUUCGUUGCCCUGAUCGUUUGGGUCGCCUGCUUGGUCGGCGUUUGGUUCAGCCCUGCCAACUUUGUUGCCUUCAUCCUGAUGCUUGUCAGCAGUCUGGGAUUAGUCGCCGGCGUUGUGGAUGGGCUCCUUUCGCUGCUCUUCUUUUCUUGGGAGAUCCGCGGCCUCAAGGAAUUUGAUUGGGAGAUUCGCAACGCGAAGGCCGUAGCAUCUGGAGACCUGGUUGCCCUGACUGAGACGGAGACUGGUGGCAGUGCUGCGAUGCGUUCAAAGACGCAAUGAAUCGAAUGUUUGUUGAAAUUGAUGAGUCAUGGAUAAGAAUCAUGAAAGCUGGAAACGUACUUGAUAUCAAAUGGUAAGGAGUAAUGAAUCUAUAGUAAAUAAUGUCUAUUAAUAAUAAUACUGCUGCUGUUGCUGUUAUUGCUACUGC
Molecule: messenger RNA, 2199 nt
Organism: Ilyonectria robusta
Lineage: Eukaryota; Fungi; Ascomycota; Sordariomycetes; Hypocreales; Nectriaceae
Product: Endonuclease/exonuclease/phosphatase
Exons: 2
Coding region: 432-2051 (539 amino acids)
Cellular component (GO): cytoplasm
Molecular function (GO): sphingomyelin phosphodiesterase activity
Source: RefSeq, a predicted model, not a curated record